Molecule: messenger RNA, 1396 nt
Organism: Paramecium sonneborni
Lineage: Eukaryota; Ciliophora; Oligohymenophorea; Peniculida; Parameciidae
Source: the annotation of a GenBank genome assembly
AUGAAAAAAUAAACUUAGUUGACUAAAUUUUUCUCAAAGAAACCUAAAGAAUAACAAUAAUCUCCUCUUAGAACCAAAUUAAAUGAUUAUGUAAAGUUAUAAAUAAAUAAUUUGAUAGUUAUUUUUUUGUACUCCUCCUACAUAAGAAAUUUAAACUAAAACACAAAAUCCUAAUACCAAAAAGAAAUUCUCUAAUAAUUUAGACAAUUGGAUUAGGAAAUCUACUUUAUAAUAAAAAAAGUGGUAAUUUAAUUUUAGCUAUCAAAAAAGGCCAUUUUUACCAAAAAAUUUGAUUUAUUAGAUUUACAAAUUCUUGUUAUUAAGAGAAUGUGCCACUUGUUCCUAAGUUUGUAAAUUUUGGAUGAUUUGUUAUAAUGAUAUCUACUUCUCUUAUAGUUUUUUUAGGGAAUUUGAAACUUCUCAGUAAUUUUAUUGGUUUAAUAGUUUGAGGUUUAAUGAAAAAGAACUAGCAACUGUACUUAAACGAUCUAGUAAAGAAUUAAAACACAUAAAAAAAGUACAAGAUAUAAUAAAAGGUUAAAAAAUCAGUUCGUUUUUAGAAAAAACUGAACUUAGAACUAUGUUAUCUGACAAUUCAUAAUAACAAGGAUCAUUAUUGGAAUUGUUCAAUUUAGAACCUAAAUAAUAAUAUACAUCUGUGUUUUUGACAGAUAAAGAUUUAAGUAGUAUUUGCACAGAAAGCUAGUAAAAAUAUUUAAAUGUUAAAAUUUUAGUAAGUCUCUCUAAUAUAUUUAAUUAAUAAGCUGUUAAUUUAUGACUGGUAAAGGUUUUGAAGUUAUUGGAAAAUGUGUACAAUUAACUUUAAUCAAUAUCUAAAACAAUAGUAAUUUGAAAGAUGAAAAUAUUAAGAUUAUUUUAGAAUAAGUGCAAGAACUUAAAACUUUGAUGCUUUUAAAAUGUGACGGUUUGACUACUAACAUAUUUGAAACAAUAGGAAAUAAUUGUAAGAAAUUAGAAAGACUUGAUAUUGGAUGCAAUCCAUAAUUAGAUUUAACUAAAGUAAUCGAAAUGUGAAUUAAUACUUUUAGUGCAAUCCUUUAAAAUAGAUUAAAACAUUAUAAUCAUUUUCAAUUAAAGCCAAUUUUGUUUCAAAUGAAGCGUUAGAAGUAAUAACAACAAAUCUUUACAAAUUGCAUAGCUUAAAUUUAGAAGGUUGCUAAGAAAUAAAUACGUAUUCCUUAUUGUAGAUUUAGAAAUUAAAUUUGUAAAGGAUUAAUUUGAAAAAAAUUUAAUUAAAAGAAGAGGGUAUAUAUAUAAUUACAAUUCUAUAGACAUCUAUAAUUUUAUUAUUAAAGCAAUGAGCAUUAAAUUAUUGCUUGUUAAUAAUAAUUUAUUGAGUACUCGAGUAGAAAAGAUAAUCCAUUCUAGAUAAUGA